Molecule: messenger RNA, 867 nt
Organism: Chenopodium quinoa (quinoa)
Lineage: Eukaryota; Viridiplantae; Streptophyta; Magnoliopsida; Caryophyllales; Amaranthaceae
Exons: 2
Coding region: 1-867 (288 amino acids)
Source: RefSeq, a predicted model, not a curated record
AUGGCGGUGAGUGACAAGAAGUUUAAUGAGAUGAUGACACACAACAAAAUGCUUGAGACCCAAAUCACUCAAUUAGCCAAUACCUUAAAAGAUUAUGCUAGCCCUUCUACAUUACCUUUUCUAGGAGUUGAUCCUAAGAAACCCGUUUAUUCUAUUACCACAAGGAGUGGGAGAGUUCUUGAAGAGAAAUUUUCUAGGAUGAGUGAGGAGGAUGAGAAGAGGAGUGACUCAAGUGAGAAAAAUGAGAACAAUGUGUCAAAGAGUGUGAGCGAAGAGGAAGUUCAAGAAUUGAGUGAGAGUUCUAAUGAGGAGACAAAGGAGAAAGAGAGGAAGAAAUAUGAGGAUUUCAAACCAAAACUUCCAUACCCCCAAAAGUUAAUAGGUACAAAUUGGAUGAACAAUUUGGAAAAUUUGUCGAGAUGCUUAGGAAAAUUCAUCUUUCUAUUCCUUUCACUGAUGUUUUGGGGCAAAUGCCAAACUAUUCUAAAUUUCUUAAGGAAAAUCUUGAACGAUAAGAGAGAUUGCAAUGUGGUUGAACCAGUGAGUUUGGGGGAAUGUUGUAGUGCCCUUAUCCAUAAUGACUUACCCCAAAAAUUGAAAGACCCUGGGAAUUUCUUCAUUCCUUGCAAUAUUAAUGUGAAAUUGUUUCAAAAUGCCCUUUGUGAUCUUGGUGCUAGUGUUAGCAUCAUUCCUUAUUCCCUUUUCAAGAAACUUAAGUUAGAGAUUGUGGAAGAUGACAACAUUCCUAUAAUUCUAGGGAGGCCAUUCUUAGCAACUUCGGGUGCUUUGAUAGAUGUGAAAGGUGGCAUGAUUACCUUGUGUGUUGAUAAUGAUAACUCAAGUUUUAAGCUCAAGUCGAUGCAUUAG